Messenger RNA from Tilletiaria anomala UBC 951, 653 nucleotides. RefSeq lists its product as uncharacterized. The transcript has 2 exons. The record is from RefSeq and is a predicted model, not a curated record. Lineage: Eukaryota; Fungi; Basidiomycota; Exobasidiomycetes; Georgefischeriales; Tilletiariaceae. Bases 51 to 566 code for a protein of 171 amino acids.
CUGGUUGUUACGUGUACUAAUUAAAUACCCUUGCAGCAGCGGCCUUUGGUAUGCAUGUCUUGCUGCUCCUCUACCUUCAUCGACGGCAAAGCUCAAAGGUGACAUCAAUCCGGACCUCCUCGCCUAUCAUUGCAGCAGACAUCCUUCACCGCCUUCACGGUCUGGCACUCACUACCAUCAAGUUCAAUAGCGAGCGAGCGGCAAGACUGCGCCGCCUGACCAACGACAGGGGCAGCCAAGCAAACAAACACCCGUCUACAGAUCUCGUUCUGCCUGAGGUCAAGUGGACUUCAGGGAGGCAAAUACCAUGCAAGACUACCUCCAUCAGUCUCAGCCUCGAUUCCAACUCAGCAAUAUCAGCAGCAUCGUCUGCCAGCAGGUCAACCCUGACAACUCGCUCCUCAUUCGAAAACACAAUCUCGAGAGACAGGUCAAUACGAAACGGAUACACCUCUAAUCUGGUACGAGCAGAGCAGCUGCACAGUCAACCCGCAGCCACAAAGUCAUAUUUGGACGAGACAGACGACGGGGAUCAGCUCCGCGAAAAGCUAUAUUCUACUCAUUGAUUUCAGCCCAAGGGAGCAAUCAUGUCGAAAUCCAUUGUGCCCACACCUACCCGAUCCACCUUUGGACGGCAAGGAAUCAGCAGCGCU